Molecule: messenger RNA, 783 nt
Organism: Rotaria socialis
Lineage: Eukaryota; Metazoa; Rotifera; Eurotatoria; Philodinida; Philodinidae
Source: the annotation of a GenBank genome assembly
AUGCCGACUAAACUCUAUAUUGGUAAUAUUUCUUCAUCAGUUAGUCCAACUGAAUUAAAAGAAUUAUUUGAAAAAUAUGGCAAAGUAUUAGAAUGCGACAUAAUCAAAGAUUAUGCCUUUGUUCAUAUGGAAGAUGCAAGCAAAGCAAAAGCUUCUAUUGCUGCUUUAAAUGAAUUUAAUUUAAAAGGAAGUCGUAUAAGAGUUGAAGUAUCAACAAGUCAACUUCGCAAUGCAGGUCGUCCAUCCCGUCGUGGAGAUUCGCCGCGUCAUCAAUCAAGUUCGAUGCCAAUGCGAUCGUCAAGAAAUCGAGAUUAUCCAAUGGUGUCAUCGAGUCGAAGUGGCGGUCCUGAUCGAUCAUAUCCUCGUAUGCGAAACAGCUAUAUGGAUUCAAGAUCGCGUCCGUACGAUUCACCUUAUGAACGUCAACGAAUAGCACCUCCGCCACCACCAAUGAGUUAUGGCGAUCCGUACAGUAUGCGUGGUGGUCCCGUGGAUCCAUAUGGUCGUGAUGACUUCUAUUCUCAACGAGCACCACCAAUGCCAAUGACUGAUCACUAUGGACGAGGUCCACCAAUGCGGUCAACUUACGACGCUUACUCCGCAUAUCCACCUGGCCUUGGUGCAAUGGGACCACCGAGAAGUCGUUAUGCUGCUUCACCAUCGUCAUCGCGUAAUGGAACAGGACGUUAUGCAUCACCAUCUCGAUCUUCAUCGUCGCAUCGCACAUCCAGACGAUCACCAUUGCCAUCAUCGUCGUCCAGUUCGUCACGGCCACGUCGUUAA